Brachypodium distachyon (stiff brome) is the source of this 670-nucleotide messenger RNA. Its product is annotated as dirigent protein 15. NCBI's taxonomy places the organism in Eukaryota, Viridiplantae, Streptophyta, Magnoliopsida, Poales, Poaceae. The coding region runs from base 125 to 670 and encodes 181 amino acids. The transcript has a single exon. The record is from RefSeq and is a predicted model, not a curated record.
UCAUCUCAAGUUCUGCCUAUAAGUAUCAACCCAAGGGUAGAUCUCCCUUCGUCCCACUUUCGCGGUUUCACCCACCAAGACAAACUAGAAAAGAAAGUUCAGUUCAAAACUAAGAAAACACACGAUGAGAACUUCAUCCGUGCUCGGCCUCCUCCUUCUCGCCCUCGUCUCCUUCCAACGCAACGCCAACGCCAGCGAUUCCCUGCUGGGCUCCAAGAAGGUGACAAAGCUCCACUUCUACCUCCACGACACCCUCAGCGGCAAAGACCCCGGCGACGUGCUCGUCGCGCACGGCGCCAACGCGAACCCGAAGCCCGGCAACCCGGCGCCGUUCAGCUCCGUCUUCGUCACCGACGACGUGCUCACGGAAGGGCCCGAGAGGACGUCCAAGGUGGUCGGGAGCGCGCAGGGGCUCUACUUCUCGACGGGGAAGGCCGAGCCGUCGCUCGUCAUGGGCACCGACUUCGCGCUCGCGGACUACAAGAACAGCUCCUUCUCCGUGUUCUCCCGGAACCCCGUCACGCGGAAGGAUGGCAUCGAGCUCUCCAUUGUUGGCGGGCGCGGCGCGUUCCGGAUGGCCCGCGGGUAUGCGUUGCUCCGGACGCAUAAGUUCGAUGUUAGCACCGGGGAUGCCGUCGUGGAGUAUAAUGUGACCCUCUUGCACCAUUAG